Messenger RNA from Branchiostoma belcheri (Belcher's lancelet), 12715 nucleotides. RefSeq names its product filamin-C-like. Gene Ontology annotation, biological process: actin cytoskeleton organization. NCBI's taxonomy places the organism in Eukaryota, Metazoa, Chordata, Leptocardii, Amphioxiformes, Branchiostomatidae. Gene Ontology annotation, molecular function: actin filament binding. The record is from RefSeq and is a predicted model, not a curated record.
CUAAGUGUUGACGACAAGUGUGUCGAGCCCUGCGCCCGGCCAAUCCGGUUUCUCCAGUCGGAGCAACAGUGCGCGCCAUUUGCUCGACGUCAGCGCGAAGAUUAAUAAAUUUGAAUAGGUUCAUAGGCAAGAAGAUUCCUGAAAUCACUUCAGCAGCAGACGCCGGCCAAGCCGUGUCCGCUCUUCGGGAGAGAGCACAGAGUGAGAGACACAUUUUCCAAGUCGAACGUCGUGAACCUGCGACGACUACAGACCCACCGCGGAACGGACAAGUCUGAAGAAAUCCUCGCCCGCGAGAGAUCCACUACCACCACACCCCCUGCUAGUUACACUCAUCGGUCACGGACUUCCUGAUAUUCUUUCCAGCUGUGAAAUCAGGACCGAAGCGAUCGCUGGGAUAUUAGACAAGCAUCCGCUGUCUGGGACCCGAGCAACAAGUUUUCCUGUGGAUUCACCCCGGCCUACCAGCGUUUUCCGUCGCGCUAGGUCUCCCCUACCGGAAGUUUGCCCGAGCCUAUUGAUUUGUGCUGUAGACAAUAUAAAACGUGUGGCCCGGAUCUACCACCAUGCAUACUAACGAGCGCAACCCUGCCGACGGACCGGAGGAAGAGGAGAUGCCGGCCACCGAACGCGAUCUCGCCGAGGACGCGCCAUGGAAGCGCAUUCAGAAGAACACGUUUACGAGAUGGUGCAACGAGCACCUGAAGAAGGCCAACAAGAACAUCAACGACUUGGAGACGGAUUUGAGCGACGGUUUGCGGCUGAUCGCGCUGAUCGAGGUGCUGUCCCACAAGAGGAUUCCGCGCUACAACAAGAGGCCCACCUUUCGGGCCAUGAAACUAGAAAACGUGUCGGCAGCCCUGCAGUUUCUAGAGGACGAACACAUCAAAAUUGUCAAUAUCGAUUCCAGUGACAUAGUGAACGGAAAGUUAAAGCUGAUCCUGGGUCUAAUAUGGACGCUGAUCCUGCACUACUCCAUCUCCAUGCCCAUGUGGGAGGGAGACGACGAGCCCGCCGCCAAACAGACGCCCAAGGAAAAACUCCUCGGCUUCGUGCAGGCCAAGGUGCCCGACCUCCCCAUCAAGAACUUCAACAAGGACUGGAACGAUGGCAAGGCCUGCGGUGCCCUCGUGGACGCCUGCGCCCCUGGCCUGUGCCCUGACUGGGAGGACUGGAACCCCAAUGACAAGGUGAAGAACUGUAACGAGGCCAUGGACCUGGCUGACAAGUGGCUGGGAGUGCCCAAGCUCCUGAGCCCAGAGGACAUGGCCAGCCCCCAUGUGGAUGACCUCAGUGUGAUGACCUACGUCUCACAGUUCCCACAGGCCAAACUCAAGCCUGGCGCUCCCCUCAGACCCAAGACUAACGCCAACAAGGUGCGCGUCUUCGGCAAGGGCGUUGAGGCUACAGGUAACCAGGUGGGCAGCCCCGCCCCGUUCACCAUCGACACCUUCAGCGCCGGCGGCGGAGACAUCAAGGUGACCGUGGAGAACCCGCGCGGCAAGCAGGACCAGUUCAAGCUGGAGGAGAACCUGAACAAGGCCAAGACCUACACCUGUACCUACACACCUACCAUGGAGGGCACUUAUGUGGUGAAGGUGAUAUUUGCUGGCAAGGAAGUGCCCAAGAGCCCCUUCAAGGUGGGCGUGGCAGCUAGCAAGAGUGAUCCCAGCAAGUGUUCGGCCAAGGGACCCGGGCUCGAAUCCGCCGGCGUCGUCGCAAACAAGGCGACUUACUUUGACAUCUUUACAGCAGGUGCUGGGCCUGGCGCUGUGAACGUGGUGAUCGCCGACCCAGACGGGAAGACGAACACGGUUCCCGUGGAGAUGGAACAGACGGGUGACGGACAGUUCCGCUGCACGUACAAGCCCCUGAAGAUGGGCAUCCACACCAUCACCAUCACCUUCGACGGCAGCAACAUUCCAAAGAGCCCCUUCAAGGUCCACGUGGCCAUGCCAAAAGAAGACCCAGCCUCUGACACAGGAAUGCUUAUAGACUUUGGCGAGGAGUCACCACCCAAAGGGAGUACACAAAAGAAGGAAAGUCCCCCAGCGUUCUCACAAGACCUGCUCCUGGACGAUGGUGGGAGUCUCGGCACUAAAUCUCCCUCUGACCCUCUCUCUAACCAACAAGCUCUUAAACCUGACUCUAGCCAAGACCUGCUGGGGCUUGACUCUGAACAGUCUGAAGAAGAUGAGGAUGCUGUGAAUGCUGCAGCAUGCAGAGCAUAUGGACGGGGUAUCCAAGCCCGCGGUGUUCGCGCCAAGGAGGUAGCAGACUUCCGUGUGGUGACCAAGGCUGCUGGGAAGGGAGAACUGAAGGUGUCCGUUAUCGGACCAGGUGGCAUGGAGAUGCCAGUGAAAGUGGCAGACCAGGGUGAUGGUAACUACGCCUGCCAGUACCGGCCAGGCAAGCCUGGUGUCUACAAAGUCAACAUCACGUUCAGUGGACAGCACAUCCCAAAGAGCCCCUUCACCGUCAACGUGGGUUCGGAGGCUAAGCCGUCCCGGAUCCGGGCGUAUGGACCCGGCCUGGAGGGAGGCCAGGUCGGCCACCCUGCUGAGUUUGUAGUAGAGACGGCCGGAGAAGAUAUUUCAGGUCUAGGUUUUUCCAUCGAGGGGCCAUCACAAGCCAAGAUAGAAUGCCAUGACAACGGAGACGGUUCGUGUGACGUGGUGUACUGGCCAACCGAGGCUGGGGAAUAUGCAGUCCACAUCGUAACAGACGAUGAAGACAUCGCUAACAGCCCGUACAUGGCACAGAUCAGACCUCAAGACAAGAAGUUUACACCUGGACAGGUGAAAGCCUACGGACCAGGACUGGAGAAGACAGGCAUCGUUGUCGGCCAUCCCAUGGAGUUCACCGUGGACGCCAAGAAGGUGGCAGCGGGCCAGCUGCAGAUCUGGGCGUACGACCAGGAGGCGGAGAAGCUGGACGUGAAGGUGCGGGACAACGGCAACAAGACGUACACCUGCACGUACACGCCGCUCAAGGCCAUCCGCUACACCAUCGACAUCUCCUGGGACCAGGUCAACAUUCCCAACAGUCCAUUCAGGGUGCAUGUUGCAGAGGGUAGCUACCCCAACAAGGUGCGUGUGUAUGGCCCUGGUGUGGAGAAGACUGGCCUGAAGUCUGGGAAGCCCACACAGUUCACUGUGGACUGCACAGAAGCUGGCAGUGGUGAUGUCAGCAUCGGCAUCAAGUGUUCUCCUGGUGUGGUUGGAGAGAGGGAGGCUGAUAUUGACUUUGACAUUGUGAAGAACGACAACGACACGUUCACGGUGAGCUACGUUCCGCCCGCGGCCGGGCGCUACACCAUCAUGGUGAUGUUUGGGGAGCAGGAGAUCCCCAAGAGCCCCUUCGUCAUCCAGGUGGAGUCAGCUGGAGACGCCAGCAAGGUGCGCGCUGAGGGACCUGGGCUGGAACCUACAGGUGUUGUGUCAGGAAAGCCCACCUACUUCACAGUCAACACACGUGGAGCUGGAGAGGGCAAACUGGACCUGGACUUUGUCGGGCCAUCCAGGGGUGGAGGAGCUAAGGAUGUGAACAUUGUGGACAACAAGGACGAGACCUUCACCGUCCACUACACCCCGGUGGCUGCUGGGCCCAUGAACGUCAGCGUGAACUAUGCCGGCAAACCCAUUCCCAAGAGCCCCUUCAAGGUCAACGUCGCUCCACCUGUUGACCUCAGCAAGGUCAAGGUCGAUGGGCUGGGAGAGAAGGUUAUCGUGAACCAGGAGAAGGAGUUCUUUGUGCUCACGCGCGGUGCAGGGGGUCUGGGUAACGUGGAGAUCACCAUCACGUCCAUUACCACUAAAAAGGUGCUGAAGACCACACGCGUUGAGAAGAGAGGAGAAGACUAUGUCUGUGUCUUCACCGCGCUAGAAGUGGGCAUGUACGCAGUAAGCGUCAAGUACGAUGGCCAGGUAGUCGACGGCAGCCCCUUCAAGUUCGAGGCAGUGCCCGGCGCAGAUCCAAGCAAGGUCAAGGCAUAUGGUCCAGGGUUGAAGGGUGGAAAGGUCAACAGGGAGCAGACGUUUACCAUUGACACGCGUGAGGCUGGACAGGGUGGGCUUGGCCUGACCAUCGAGGGUCCGAGCGAGUCUCGCAUCGAGUGCAAAGACAGGGGAGACGGCACGUGUUCUGUGUCCUACUGGCCAGAGGAUGUCGGGGACUACAGCAUCAACAUCAUGUACGCUGACCAGCACAUCCCCGGGUCUCCCUUCCCCGCCAGGGUGGUCCCUGCUCACGACGCCUCCAAAGUCAAGGCCAGCGGCCCGGGGCUGUCUCCCGGCAACAAGGCCGGCGACCCCUGCGAGUUCACGGUCGACAUCCGGGAAGCCGGCGAGGCUGAGCUGACCAUCGAGGUCGUCACGGAGACGGGCGAACGCGUGGAUGUGAAGAUCGAGGACUCGCGUGAUGGCACCUUCCGGAUCAAGUACGUGCCCCAGAUCGCAGGUUCCUACACCAUCACGAUCAAGUACGGCGGGGAUCCCAUCCCACAGGUCCCCAUCAGGAUCACCAUCGAACAGAAGGUCGACGUCAGCGGGAUCAGGUGCUAUGGCCCUGGAGUCGAAGGUAUGUUUGUGGAUGCUCCGACGGAGUUCACCAUCGACGCGAAGUCUGUGAGCAGGAGGGGAGGAGACAACGUCCGCUGUGUGGUACAGAACCCCACCGGAGCCAAGACUGAGGCUGCUGUGAAGGACAACAGGGACGGAACCUACACCGCCUCCUACACACCAUACGAAGAAGGACGCCAUCUGAUAGACGUGCUGUAUGAGGAGCUGCAGGUGCCCGGGGCUCCCUUCAAGGUCCAGGCUAAGGAGGGCUGUGACCCAUCCAAGGUGCGCGCCUACGGGCCAGGACUGGAGGGUGGACUCACCGACAAACCUCAACAGUUCACCAUUGAGACUAAGGGUGCUGGUACAGGUGGUCUUGGUCUGGCCAUCGAGGGUCCCUCGGAGGCCAAGAUGACGUGCAAGGACAACAAGGACGGCAGCUGCACCGUGGAGUACUUCCCCACCACUCCUGGAGACUACGACAUCCACAUCUCCUACGGAGAACAGCCAAUCAGGGGAAGCCCAUUCUCUGUGCUGAUCAAGGACGACAUUGACGUGUCCAAGGUCAAGGCGUACGGCCCCGGCCUGGAGAAGGGCGGUGUCCGUGCCCAGAACAUGCAGGUGUUCACCGUGGACCACGCCAAGACAGGCAGCGCACCUCUGGAUGUCAAGGUCACAUCACAGAUGGGUGCAACAGUGAACACUGAGGUCACAGACAACCAUGAUGGCACCCACACAGUCAAGUACAUCCCGCCCAGCGAGGGGGCCUGCAAGGUCGAUGUCAAGUACGACAACCAGAGCAUCCCACAGAGUCCAUUUAACGUCCGCGUGCUGCCACCAUAUGAUGCCAGCAAGGUGAAGGCGACAGGCCCGGGGCUGCAGCAGGGUGUGCCUGCUUCCUUCCCCAUCUCCUUCACUAUCGACUGCCGCGACGCUGGAAACGCUGACCUGGAGGUCAUCCUGGAGGACCCAGAUGGUAGGAUGAAGAGCCCAGAGAUCCAUGACAACGGGGACGGAACCUACACCAUCACCUACACCCCCGAGCAGUCCGGCAACUACACCAUCGAGAUCAAGUACGGAGGCGAGCAGGUCCCACGCUCUCCCUUCCGCAUCACUGUCAAACCCACCGGAGAUGCCAACAAGUGUUCUGUCACAGUGCGCAUCAGCCCACCCGGGCGUGUUGGGCAGGGGCAGUGGCUAGGCGAUGGAAUGCAGCCGUACAUCCAGAUCGGAGAGGAAACCUGCGUCACCGUCAACUGCAAGACCGCCGGCAAGGGCAAGGUCAACUGCACCAUCCAGGACGCCAACGGGGAGGACGUGGACGUUGAUGUUGUUGAGAACGACGACGGAACCUUUGACAUCUUCUACACGGCCCAGCAGCAGGGAGAGUACACCAUCACCAUCAGGUUUGGUGGACAACACAUCCAGGGCAGCCCCUACAAAGUACAGGCCGUGGAUGACCUUUCCAAGAUUCCUAACGGAACAUUCCAGCAGCAGUACAUGGAGCAACAGUCAACAUCAUUUUCAUCAACAAGCACUAUGAUGAUCGAGGAAAGUAGCACUAGUGUCACAACCCAGGAGGUUGAGGUUGAGGAGUCCCAACAACAUGCGGAGAGACUCCACAGUGCCGUUUAUAAAACAGUUGACUUACUGUCGGAGGCUGAGAGCCAGCUUCAGACCACCAACGAAAGGCUUUCCAGCCUGCAGAAGGAGCACGACGAUCUCUUGGAUCAGAACAGCAAGCUCCACCGCUUGUACCACGACAAGCUGACGGAAGUGGAGCAGCUGAAUUCCGAGCUGGUGGAGGUUCGCGGGAUGGCAGAGAUCAACUCCGCCAAGCUCCAAUCCAACAUCAGCAUCCUGAACGAGGAGGUGGAAGCUCUCAAGUCCAAGCACAAGAUCCAGGAGGGACAGCUGAGGGAUCGGGAGUCGGAGAUCGAGGAGCUGCGGCGCAGGAUCCGAGAGCUGGAAGCCGAGAACGAGGCGCUGAGGAAGAAGAUUGCCGAGCUGCGACGGGAGCUGGACGACCAGACGGCGAACAUGGAGCGUUACCAGCGGGAAGCAAGGGACGCAAACUCGGAAGUGGAGAGGUUGGAGCAGCUACUGGCCCAGAGGGAGUCUGACAUCAGGGGUCUGCAGUCAGAUUUGUUGUCAGCUCGUGACGAGGUCAACAUCACCAAGAUCAAGACAACAGAGAUAACCAGGGCAGAAAGUGAGCAGCUUUCCUCUCAGAUGAAGUUGAGUAACGACCUUCAGAUGGCACUAAAUGAGAAGCAGGGGAAGCUAGGGGCCAUGGAGGCUGAAGCGCGUAAACUGCGUUCUGACCUAGAAAUAACACGACGGGACAACGAAGACAAAUUUGCUGUAAUCAACAGCCUGAAGAACAAGACGAGGGAUCUGGAGAGUGAAUUAUCAGGUCUGAAUCAGAAGCUGCACCAGGACAAGCAGGCCAACAGGUCGCUGCAGGAGAAGAUUGACGAUCUGCAGUUCGAGAUGAACCGCCUCCGCCGGGAACUGCAGGAGAAACAGUCGUACAUCACCUCCAUGGAGACAAAGAUGAGCAACCUGGAGAGCUCCGUGGGUCAGAGCACUGAGAAAGAUGGGAAAAUUGAGGAGCAGAUGGAAGAGAUUCGCAGGCUGAGACUGAAAAUUGAAGGUCUCAACGACGACAUGUCAGAGCGCGAACGAAAAAUGCAUGAUCUGGCAAGAGAGAAGGAGGACCUGCAGAGCAAGUAUGACUUUUACUACUCGGAAACCAGCAAGCUCCAGACGCAGGUGACUGAGAUCGAGACUGUCCAGACCCAGAUGGGCGGCAACACAGAGGCACUCGAAGAGGAGCUGGAGAGCCUGAGGCGUCGACUGAAGUCCGACAACGAGCAUGCGAACCAGGAAGCCUUCGAGCUGCACCGCCGAAUCACGGAGCUGGAACUGGAAAGGAACACGGCGACCGAGAAGCUGAAGCACAUGGAGGUGAACAUGAGCCAGGGCAGCGGGGAGGUGGAGAGCCUGCGCCAGCAGCUGCGGCGGGCCGAGCAGGACUGCAGCAACACGGAGCUCAGGUACAACGAGAUGCACAAGGUGAACGAGAGGCUGCGGAGUGACAUGGACGACAUCCUCCACCAGCGCGACAUGGCCCAGCGCCUCAGUAAGGAACAGGAGGCAAAACUGCUGAGCCUCUCCCAGCGGCUCAGGCACCUGGAGGAGCAGACGCGUUCGGAAAUCCUGGACCUCCAGUCCAAGCUGCGAAACCUGCAGAACGAGUACCAGCUGUUGGAUAGGAAGCAGCAGGACACCCUGGAUAAACUGAGGCUGGCUGAGAGCGAGCUACAGACGGAGAGAACUGCCAGGCAGAGUGGGGAGUUCUCCCAGACGACGGUCACCAAGACAACCGUCACCAAGACCAGCGCGGCGGACCAAGAAGUGGUGAAGGCAGCCCCAGCCCAGAUGCAGCAAUCGGCUCCCACACCUAUGGCGGAAGCGCUAGAGUUAAAGCUGAAACAACUUGAAGCUGACGCUCUCAAAAUGGCAGAGGAGAUGGACUCCAAGCUGCGUGGCGGUCGACCAGACGAUGACUUUGACGGCCCAGAUGGCAUGGAAAGGGUCGGGGAAGAAAAGCUAGGACGCAAACCUGGGUCCAAGGGGCACGGAAAGCCUCGCAGGUCCGGAUCCCACACAUCCAGUUCUUCUUCUUCCUCAUCUUCCUCCUCAUCUGACUCGGAAGACGAAGGGAAAGGAAAGACUUCAAAGAAGAAGCACCCCAAGAAGAAGGAUGGUGAGAAGGACAAGGACCGCCCGAGGAAGAAAGGUGGCGACUCAGAUGAGGAAGGGCCUAAGAAGAAGGGAGUGGACUUCGGAGCGCUGCUAGCUGACGCCAAGUAUCGUCCCGACAAGGUGGAGCGUGUUGCAGCGGUACCCGGCGAUGAAAUGAUGUCAGUUCCCGACGAGUGGAAAGACAAUACAAAGGCUGCUCCAGGCUUUGACGAUUCCUUGGCUCGCCCAGCUGAUGCUACAAGGCAGCCAUGGGGACGAGAAGGCGUGGUCCCUGCUGAGGAGAUGCAGACUCGCCCUGACGAGAUGAGGGCACGGCCGUGGAGGAAGGGGGGACCAGAAGACGGGACCAAGUCAGGCGCACCUGGGGAUGCUGAUGAUGACGAGAUACGCCCGUACAAGAGAGGGCCAGAUAGGGCCACACCUGGGGCGCAGGAAGAGAUGAGGAUGGCUGAUGAGCUGGAGUCGGGUGCUCCUGGCCGGAUGAGGCCAGUGGAGUUUGUCGUACCCAUCUUCAUCGAGGUACUGUCUUCAGGCAACCUGACUGCUGAGGUGAAGCAGCCAUCUGGCCGCGUUGCCCAGCCCAAGUUCAUCGACAACCGUGACGGGUCCCUGACCAUCAAGUACACCCCCACAGAGGCAGGGCUGCACGAGCUCUGCAUCAAGUACAACGGAGAACAUAUACCAGGAAGCCCCAUCCAGUUCCAUGUGGAUGAGAUCAGGCCAGGCCAGGUCUCGGCGUUUGGCUCAGGUCUGAGUCACGGUGUUGCAGGGCAGCAGUCCAACUUCACCAUCGUCACUAAGGAUGCUGGAGCAGGUGGGCUUGCUCUGGCUGUGGAGGGUCCGUCCAAGGCAGAGAUCACCUGUCGUGACAACAAGGACGGCACCUGCAGCGUGUCCUACCUGCCCACCCAGCCCGGCGAGUACAACAUCAUCGUCAAGUUUGCUGACAGGCACAUCCCGGGCAGUCCCUUCAAGGCCAAGAUCGUCGGAGACCAGCGUAAGCCCCAGCAGGUGGCAGUGGGAGCGGCUAACGAGGUGUCGCUGAAGAUCGCGGAGCAGGACCUGAGUCUGCUCCAGGCCAGCAUCAGGAGCCCCUCGGGCCACGAGGAACCCUGUCUGCUCAAGAGGCUGUCCAACGGACACAUAGGUAUCUCGUUCACACCACGUGAGGUUGGAGAACACCUGGUCAGUGUGAAGAAGAACGGCCGUCACGUCGCCAACAGCCCCUUCAAGAUCCUGGUUGGUCAGCAGGAGAUCGGCGACGCCAGGAAGGUCAAGGUCAAGGGCGCAGGCCUGCGGGAGUCGGCCACAUUUGAUGUGGCAGAGUUCACCGUGGACACCAGGGAGGCAGGCUAUGGAGGCCUGGGACUGUCCAUCGAGGGACCCAGCAAGGCUGACAUCAACUGCAGGGACAACGAGGAUGGCACCUGUACUGUCACCUACAGGCCUACAGAACCUGGCAACUACAUCAUCAACAUCAAGUUUGCUGAUCAACAUGUACCAGGGAGUCCGUUCACAGUGAAAGUAACAGGAGAGGGCGCCGGCAAACACACCGAGAAGAUCACACGGAAACGACAGGCUGCUUCUGUGGCAACUGUGGGCAGCACAUGUGACCUGAACCUUAAGAUACCAGCCAAUUGGUUCCAAAUGAUACAAGCGAGCAAACGGAUAGAAACCGUGACGCGAACAGAAAUCAAAGAAACCAGUCCGUUCGACUUGUCGGCCCAGGUGACCAGCCCGUCUGGCAGGACAGAAGACGCCGAAAUCGUGGAGCUGGAGAACUGCACGUACAGCGUGAGGUUUGUGCCGGCAGAGAUGGGCAUCCACACUGUCAGUGUCAGGUACAAGGGAGCACACGUGCCUGGGAGCCCAUUCCAGUUCACUGUUGGUCCCAUCACUGAGGGUGGAGCAGGGAAGGUGCAGGCAGGAGGGCCUGGCCUGGAGAGGGGAGAGGUCGGACAGCUCUCUGAGUUCACCAUCUGGACCCGUGAGGCCGGUGCAGGGGGCCUGGCCAUCGCUGUGGAAGGUCCUGCCAAGGCUGAGAUCAACUUUGAGGACAGGAAGGAUGGAUCCUGCGGGGUGUCCUACAUGCCAACCGACCCAGGAGAGUACCAGGUCAGCAUCAAGUUUAACGAUGACCACAUCCCGGGCAGUCCCUUCAGCGUGGACGUCAUCCCGCCCAUGGGUGACGCUCGGCAGGUCAGCGUGUCCAGCCUGCAGGAGACCGGCCUGAAGCUCAACCAACCGGCUUCCUUCGCUGUCCAGCUGAACGGAGCACGGCCUGGCGACCUCCAGGCUCAGGUCAUCGCGCCGUCCGGGGCGCAGGAGGAGUGUAUCAUCACAGAUGUGGAGGAGGCAGGUCAGUAUGUGGUGAGGUUCAUGCCGCGGGAGAACGGCGUCUACACCGUCCACGUGACGUACAACAACGUGCCCAUCCCGGGCAGCCCGUUCCGCAUCCGGGCAGGCACGUCACUCGUGGAGGGAGACGCAGGCAUGGUGCAUGCCUACGGCGCUGGCCUGGAGGGGGGCAGAACAGGAGAGAGGUGUGAGUUUAUUGUGAACACGAUCAACGCGGGGGCGGGGGCGCUGGCCAUCACGGUGGACGGCCCAUCCAAGGUGCAGCUGGACUGUGUGGAAUGUGAUGAGGGCUACAAGGUGACGUACAUCCCACGGGCGCCGGGAGACUACAACAUCUCCGUCAAGUACGCCGGACAGAACCCCAUCGUGGGCAGCCCAUUCAGGGCAAGAAUCACAGGUCCAAAGAUGGCAGGCGCGGUGUCAGGCAUGCACGAGUCGUGCUCGGUCGUGGUGGAGACAGUUUCCAAGUCUUCGGCACAAGCGAGCUACGCGGGCGGCAUGCAGGGCAUGUCCAGACUCCUGUCAGAUGCCAGCAAGGUCAAGUCACAAGGCAUGGGGCUGAAGAAGGGCUUUCUGGGACAGAAGAACAGCUUCAACGUGGACUGUGGCAAUGCAGGUACAAACAUGCUGAUGGUGGGUGUACACGGGCCCAGGACGCCGUGCGAAGAGGUCAAUGUCAAACACAUGGGCGGACAGAAGUACAACGUAGUGUACACCGUACGAGAAAAGGGCGAUUACGAACUCAUUGUAAAAUGGGGGGAUCAACACAUCCCUGGCAGUCCAUUCAAGGUUACAGUAACGUAACUUCCCGGUAUGGUGAUCCUAGAUCAUAGUACCACUGCCAUUGUUUAGUCGAGAACCCCCCUUGAAAAAAAGAAACUUGUAUCUACUUUUUGUAUUGUAGCUCAAAGAUAAGGCGAUGCACCGUAUAUGCUAUGCAAGAGAACUGAGAGACAUCUGCUGGUAUAACCUAACGAAGGGGAGGGGCUGGGGAGAGAAUAGAUGGUGCCUUCGACCUGUGUUAUUUUGCAAUGGAAUCAAGAGAAAACGGGAACAAUUUUUCCUGAAAUGACAAGAAAGGCUACUGUUGAGGAUAUGUCUUAUGAUAUUAAUAUAGAGAUAUUAUAGAGAUAUGCAGUUGAACUUGAAUGCUUCAGAGAAAGUAGAUGACCGUGAUAUAUAAAUAUAACCCUACGUUUGCCAUGAGAGACGUAUGCUAAAAACCCUGGAGUACUGACUUUCUAUUGGUUCUCUUGCCGGCUGACUUCUAGCAAGACUACCGGUAAUACGGUUAGCGGAUGGAAAAUGUAAUGGGAAUAAAAUUGUAGUAAUGAAUUGUGGUGAAAAUUAAGGUUGAAUGGAAGCAUUUUGUAAAGAGGAGGCCCAGUAGACAGCAAAUCAUGAGCUGUUAGAAGUGAAUUUAUAUGAGAAAAGAUGCCAUUUUUAUAUUGGGAUAUAGUAGUUUUAGCAGCAAUGGAUGUAAUAGAAGUCAACAAUGUAUACAACAUACAUGCGAGGGAAUGCAUUUUGGAGUAAUACAUAAGAACUAACUGUAGGAUUUAUUGUAGCUCUAUAACAAUCUUCCAACCUACGUUGGAGUUAUUUCAAAUUGACAAUAAAUUACAAUACAAGAGUAAGAAAGAAGACCACGCGAGUGAAAGCUUUUGUUUUCCUGCCUGCCCCCCCACCUCGCUUUAUUGGUGGCUAAUUUAAAUUAUAGAUGUUGUUGAAGAAAACUUUGCAUAAAUUUUAGAGUUGUGUUUGUAUUUUUUCAGUGUAGUAUGAUGAAGGGGGUGAUAUUGAGUUACACCACAUUAGGGUGGACCCCUCUAGAGUAACGUGCACUGGGCUAACCACGCUGCAACUGACGCUUUUCACAUUGGUGGAGCUAACCAACGCCUAUACUAUAAAUGAAAUAAAGGAGUGCCUUUUCUUACGACUGUUUCUUCCUGUAGACUUGCACAUGAGUGUGACGCGUACCGUACCACUCCAGAACAAAUAAAAAGGUGCUUUUGACUUUUACAACA